CCGGCCAAUCUCUACGCUUCGAGAGGCGGGAUUUGUUCCUACGGCAACGGGAGCCGGGACCGCCGGGGUGCUGUAGGGCUGUCGCUCUGCAUCGUACCGCACUGUACCACACCGUGCUGUCCUGUGCCGAGGUGUGCCUGACCAGACUGAGCCGUGCAGAUCCCCAGGAGGACGUCUGGGGGACGCCCUUUUCAGCCCCCCGCGCAGGGGACAUCUCACCCGUAGAAAGCAGCGGCUCCUUUCCCGCCGCAAGAGCACCGAAAGAUGAAGUGGCUGUCUGUCCUGCUCCAACAAUGUAUUUUUCUGGUGACAUGUGUGCUAGUGGCCUUGAAAGCUGUACCUAUAGACAUAGAUAAGACAAAAGUCAAAGGAGGAGAAGGCCAUGUAGAAGGAGAGAAGGUGGAAAAUCCAGAUACAGGACUUUAUUAUGAUGAAUAUCUCAGACAAGUAAUAGACGUCUUGGAAACAGAUAAGCACUUCAGGGAGAAGCUCCAGACUGCGGACAUAGAAGAAAUAAAGAGUGGAAAACUAAGCAGAGAGCUUGAUUUAGUAAGCCACCAUGUGAGAACACGACUGGAUGAGCUGAAAAGACAAGAGGUGGCAAGAUUAAGAAUGUUAAUUAAAGCUAAAAUGGAUUCUGUUCAAGACACUGGCAUAGACCAUCAGGCUCUCCUUAAACAGUUUGAGCACCUGAACCAUCAGAAUCCUGACACUUUUGAACCUAAAGAUUUAGACAUGUUGAUCAAAGCAGCUACAAAUGACCUGGAAAACUAUGAUAAGACCCGCCAUGAAGAAUUUAAGAAAUACGAGAUGAUGAAAGAACAUGAGAGGAGGGAGUAUUUAAAAACACUGGAUGAAGAAAAGAGGCAGCGAGAAGAAUCCAAAUUUGAGGAGAUGAAGAAAAAACAUGGAGAUCACCCUAAAGUUCACCAUCCUGGAAGCAAAGAUCAACUGAAAGAAGUGUGGGAAGAAGCAGACGGACUAGAUCCUAAUGAAUUUGAUCCCAAAACGUUUUUCAAAUUACAUGAUGUCAACAAUGAUGGUUUUCUGGAUGAGCAAGAAUUAGAAGCCUUAUUUACUAAAGAGCUAGAAAAAGUUUAUGAUCCCAAAAAUGAAGAGGAUGACAUGGUUGAAAUGGAAGAGGAAAGACUGAGAAUGAGAGAACACGUAAUGAAUGAGGUUGACAUCAACAAGGACCGACUAGUGACAUUAGAAGAGUUCCUGCGAGCUACAGAGAAGAAAGAGUUUUUGGAGCCAGAUAGCUGGGAGACACUAGAUCAACAGCAACUCUUCACUGAGGAUGAGCUGAAGGAAUUUGAAAAUCAUAUUUCUCAGCAGGAAGAUGAACUUAGAAAGAAGGCAGAAGAUCUUCAGAAGCAGAAGGAAGAGCUACAGAGACAGCAUGACCAGCUUCAGGCUCAGAAACAAGAGCUUCAGCAGGUUGUAAAACAGAUGGAACAGAAGAAACUACAGCAAGGAAAUCCUCCUGCAGGACCAGGUGGAGAACUGAAAUUCCAACCCCCUGGGGAACACAAAGUUGAAGAUGCACCAAAACAUCCUGUGGGAGGUGAUCAGCCUUUACCACCAGGACAUGUCCAAGAACCGGUUGCUGGAACUGAUCAAGUUCACCCUUAACCACUUGUGCCUCAACUUUAUAGCAUCUUUACUAUUUGGGGGAGGGCGGUGGGAGGGGAAGGAUAGGGAGGUGACAGGAAAUCAGUGAAAUACAAACUCUCCAAUUUCUUCCCUAGAUCAUAAAAUCAUUGGGAAUGUUAGAGGUGAAGUAUCAAUCAGAUUUGAAUUAUAAAUGAAACUAAUUUUCUCUCCAGUGCAUCAGUAAGAUAUACAACAAGGCAAUCAUUUAGAGGCUAUAAUGGAGAGAAUUAAGGAAACUGUUAAGAAAGAUUUUUUUUAUAGCCAGAGGACUGAGCUGUUGAACUCUUCUCUUACAAAAAAGGGAGAUGUCUGCCAUUCUGUGUUUAGGCAUGAAUUGGAAUCUUCUCAGAGAGGAAGCAGGGAACUGGCCUGAAUGUUGUUAAGUCUAGUUUUAUGUAGAAACUCUUUGCAGAAAUAUCAAGAAGCAAAAUACAGGGAAAUAAAAAAGCAUAGAUAAAGGCCUACCAUUUCCAGCACUACCAAACCCUUUCUUCUUUGAGACCAAAUAUAAAUCAAGCAUCUAAUCCUUAAUCACAGAAAAUUUGCACUUUCUAAAACCUAAACACAGCAAAGAGUUACGUGGAACAGUGAAUAUUUUUCAUGUUUACAGAAACCUAAGAAUUUCACUGUAGGCCUUCAACAGGAAUACUGUACUUCUGGUGUAUUGGUCUGAACCGUCCUUGUUGAGACUAGUUCUGUGCAGCAGUUGAAUACUCAACUGGGUCUUGGGACAGUACUUUUGUCCCCCUUUCUUUCAUCAUGUACCAGCUGAUCUCAAAAUUUUGCAUGUUAUUAAAUAAGCUUUUUAUGUUGAUGGAAAUGUUGUGCAAAACAGAACAAGACUCAGUCUUUUUCUGUACUGAUUAUCCUACCUCCUAUGAUAAUACCAGAUUUUUCAAAAUGCACCAUGUACUUCAGAAAGCUCUUCUCAGACAUGAAUCUUUGACUUAAGAGUCUCACUAUUAACUCUUAGUCUUUCAGCAGUUGGUGUAAGUUUAUGAAGUGUCCUAAAGAAGGGUGCUACUUGAUUGUAUUGUCUUGGUAUUGAACCAGGAUGGGUCCCUAAUAUUGUAAGCCAAGAUUACAUAAGAAUGAUUUUCCUGUGGGUUUUACUAUAACAUUGAAAAAUAUGUGAUUGUUCUUGCUUGUCAUUCAUUUCAGACUGAAAGUAUCCUAAAAUAUGAACUCUGACUUCUGUUUGAUUAGGUUUUUAUGUUUGGUUUGGGGUGUU
Molecule: messenger RNA, 2887 nt
Organism: Dryobates pubescens (Downy woodpecker)
Lineage: Eukaryota; Metazoa; Chordata; Aves; Piciformes; Picidae
Gene: NUCB2
Product: nucleobindin 2
Exons: 13
Coding region: 265-1635 (456 amino acids)
Cellular component (GO): extracellular exosome; endoplasmic reticulum-Golgi intermediate compartment
Molecular function (GO): calcium ion binding
Source: RefSeq, a predicted model, not a curated record